Molecule: messenger RNA, 1117 nt
Organism: Salvia miltiorrhiza (redroot sage)
Lineage: Eukaryota; Viridiplantae; Streptophyta; Magnoliopsida; Lamiales; Lamiaceae
Product: 60S ribosomal protein L14-2-like
Exons: 4
Coding region: 159-575 (138 amino acids)
Biological process (GO): translation; ribosomal large subunit biogenesis
Cellular component (GO): cytosolic large ribosomal subunit; ribosome
Molecular function (GO): structural constituent of ribosome; RNA binding
Source: RefSeq, a predicted model, not a curated record
AAGCCAGAAAUUGAGAAGGGCCCAAAGCCCAAAACCAUGAAAACAAAAACCCUAGCGCAUUAGCUAUAUCCCAAUCGAACCCUUUGCACCCUUACAUUUGCUACCUCCGCCUCUGCUCUAACAUCACAGCACACACAUUCACUUCUCUGCAGCAGAAAAUGCCGUUCAAGAGGUACGUCGAGAUCGGGAGGGUGGCCCUCGUCAACUACGGAAAAGACUACGGAAAGCUUGUCGUCAUCGUCGAUGUUAUCGACCAGAACAGGGCUCUUGUUGACUCACCUGACAUGGUAAGAAGCCAGAUGAAUUUCAAGAGGCUUUCUCUUACAGACAUCAAAAUUGACAUCAAGAGGGUGCCGAAGAAGAAGACUCUUGUUGCUGCUAUGGAGGCUGCUGAUGUUAAGGGAAAAUGGGAAAGCAGCUCUUGGGGCAGAAAGUUGAUUGUUCAGAAGAGAAGGGCUGCCCUCAACGAUUUUGACCGGUUUAAGCUUAUGUUGGCCAAGAUCAAGGUAACAGCGGCAUAUAACAUUUGUUAUUCAUGUAUGCUUCCUGAGUUUGUUCAACAAAUUACUAUUUAAAAUUAAUAACAAAGAUGUUGAAGAACUAAAAUGAUCCAAAAAUUAACAAUUUCAUCAUGAGAAUGUAACAAAUUACUAUUUCAAAUUAACAAAGAUGUCGAAUAACUAAAAUAAACAAGUAUUUUGUUAAAGAUCAAUGUAGUACUUUUAUCAUUUGCAGCAAAGCAUGUCAUCACUGAGUUUUUGUGUUGCUUGACAUGGAUCUUUUGCAUAUCUUGGAUCCUCUAGUACUUUAUCUUCCUGGGAAUUUAUGUCAACUGACUUUCAAAAGGCUGAUAUUUUCUCUCUUAUUUGCUUUACAGAAAGCGGGAGUUGUCCGACAAGAGCUGGCUAAGCUUAAGAAAGAGACUGCUGCAUGAGUAGUAUAGAUUUUGGUUUUUGGUUUUUGGCUUUUGGUGUAGGAUUUUGAGACUUGUAUUUGUUUCUUUUGCAGCCCUUAUGUUUCAUAUUUUCUUGUUUUGAGUAAUCAUUAUUUUCACUUAACCUUUUACUGUUUUGGCUCUUUAAACAAAAUUAUCGUAUUCCAUUGUGAUCUUUGUUAA